AUGCCAACCACCAGGAAACGUGAGCAGUGGGACUCGCAGUGCGACUUCAUCCUCAGCUGCAUCGGAUACUCGGUGGGCGUGGGGAAUAUCUGGCGCUUCCCCUAUCUGUGCUACAAGCACGGCGGCGGCACGUUCCUCAUACCGUACCUCAUCAUGCUCCUGGCGGUGGGCAUACCCAUGUACGUGAUGGAACUGACGCUGGGUCAGUACGCCAGCCUCGGUCCCAACAAGCUGUUCCAGAAGCUGUCGCCGCUGUUCUCGGGCCUCGGCUACGCCAUGCUGCUGAUGACGGCCUUCGUCUGCUUCACCUACAAUAUGGUGAUCGCCUGGGUUGUCUUCUACGCGGCGGCGUCCUUCACGUCCGAGCUCGCGUGGUCGCGGUGCGGGCACGACUACAACACAAGGGACUGCUACACGAUAGCCGACGAUGACUUCUGUGACUAG
Messenger RNA from Pollicipes pollicipes, 444 nucleotides. RefSeq names its product sodium-dependent proline transporter-like. The coding region runs from base 1 to 444 and encodes 147 amino acids. Gene Ontology annotation, biological process: sodium ion transmembrane transport; nitrogen compound transport; amino acid transport. Lineage: Eukaryota; Metazoa; Arthropoda; Thecostraca; Pollicipedomorpha; Pollicipedidae. The transcript is spliced from 2 exons. The record is from RefSeq and is a predicted model, not a curated record. Gene Ontology annotation, cellular component: plasma membrane.